CACAGUGAUUUCAGUAAUUUGCAAACAAAUCAUCAUUCAACGAGCCGUACGACGAAUUAUGCGGGCUGUUAAGUCGCAGACCACCUCAUCUUCAAGUGAGGAACUCGACAAGGAACGGGAAUACGUUAUUGGCGUCAUCUAUGGCCUGGGGAUUGCCCUCAAUGAGUAUUUCACUGUCCAGAACUUGUGCAAAGAAUAUGACUUAUUACAUUCGAUUCCGCUCGUGACAAAAGCGAAGCAAUUGGGGUAUAACUCAGUUGACCAAUUGCUUAUGAGCUCCGGCUAUUUUCAAGCAGCAAUUCUGAAAUCCCAAAAACACUAUCGAGCGGAUCCCCAACGGGGCAGUAAAGCUACUCAGGAUAUUUCUUCUCUGAUUAAAAGGCAAACAAAGAAGAAGAAAGCGAAAGCGCCCAAAGUUGAUACUCCGACGAGACAAUAUUUCACUAGAGUCAAUCCUAGGUCUCACUCUUUCCAUGGUCGACCAAGUGCUUUCGGAGCCGGACUCAUCCAUAAUCAAAAGACUAUUCUUCCAAGAGCCCCACAAAGAAUGCUGCAACAUGUGUCCGUGGAGCAGUGUAGUAGUACCACCUCAUCCUCGGUGAUCUCAAAUGUUCCUGUACCGCAUAAAGUACCCGUACAAAAGCUUCACUACAAAUUCGGCAAACCGCCAAGUACUCCUCAGAAGCUUUUAAAUCCGGCAAUUGGUGCGGAGCGGUUCGUUGCUGCACUCCGCAAAUGCGGUGGGUCGGCAACAGAAGAGCAGCUCGAAAAGGCUUACAGGAGUCUGUACCAAACAGAUUUGAACGACCGAGAGCUUUCUAGAUGCUUUAACCUACUUUCAAUCAGGGAAAUAGUCAACACUUAUCUGCAAGAUCUCGUCGAAAUCACGUUUGUGAGGGGACACGGCACACGCCGCUACAAGCUGAGAGCCGAAUCAGAAUCUCCGUCAAUCUCACCCUUACCUACGAUGUGCGAGUUCUUUAAUCGCCUGAUUGAAAUAAUGCUAGAUAGCGAGCCGAAUCUGGUCAACUUGAGCGCCAUAGCGAAGCUGUAUGAGCAGAAGUAUGACGUAGAAUUCACCUCUGAAUAUCGUUUGAUACAGGAGCAAGUGUUGACAAGGUCUCGUAAAACGAUAUACAUCGACAGCAGUGGGUACUUACAUUUGAACCACGAAGAUGUCGAUGUAAAACGUAUGUUGACGGAGAGACUCGUUCAAGCGUCAUUGGAUGCUGGCAUUGAUAGUGAUCCAUUUGAGUCUCCGACAUCAUCGUCAAGUGAUCGUUACAUGGGAAACCCUGAGGCAUUGGCUGCUGAUUCCACUUAUGGCGAUGCGACAGUAUACGUAGGAAACGGGGAUCAAAUCCGGCGGGAUAUCCGAAGAAUAAAAGACGAACCUCACGAACAGACUUUUGACCGUAAUUUGAGAUUCAAUCGAUCUUACCAUGGGCGCACUAGAAUUGACAAAGAGGACCUGAGAGGUGCUAAACUGCACGAGGAACUCUCUGCCUUACGCAUCACGAUACCUGGAAGCUCUCAGUCAACUAGCAGAGAAGUGAGAGAGGAACGCUCAUCCUAUCCUAUGGAAAACUCCACAUCUGCGCCAGGGAGAGAAAAAAGUAGUUCACUUCCUGAACGUCCUCCAUCUUCAAUCUCCACGGUGUCAACCAGCUCAGGGAGCCAUAGGCGAUUGGGAGAAAAGUUCGCAUCCAUAGGGAAGUUUUUCCAGAAAGAAGUCAUCAAGGAGGAUUCUGAGGGCGCAUCGUCUUCUGCUAGUACUGUGACGCCCAGAUCUCGAGCUCCAGCAAAUCCACCGAAAAAUGAGAAAGUUUCUGACAAGGAGAACACUCCCGUGACGAGGGAAGUAGACGUAGAGUGUUCCCAUCCCUACUACAAUGUCCACGUGAUGUCAUCGAGAGGAGACGCUCGGUCACUUGCCGCUCAAAAAGGGCUCACCAUCAAACGCUAACUCAUGUGCAACAUUUCGAUGGUGGCGGAGUAUAGUCACAGUGGGCAUCAUCAUCUUUGUUGGAAGUCUUAGUUACAUUGUCAAUCUUUUCCUGUGUUUGUUGGAAGCUGCUCUUUUUGAUUCUGACUAGUUCGGAUUCUUUCGAUAAUAUUGACUGGAGGCAGACUCCACCCAGUGUUUGUGUUUUCUAUAUGUUUUUUAGUCUAUAAACAUUCCCUAGUGUGGCAUCUGCGUGGUCUGGUCCAACUUGUUAAUGUGUUUCAAAAAGGGGAAAUGGACAUGCACACGCGAGGCUAGAGUCGUCUAGGCCACCAGAACCGGGCAAUUAGUUUCUGUAAAUAUCGAGGAACCUGGGUGGACCUGCAUUCAGAUCACCAUUACUUGGAGAAAGCCCGCUGCUGGCGACUGUCAGUUGCAAAACCCCCGGAUUGUUGAAGAAGAUUCUGCAAUAAAUGAAAAGAGUGACCUCCCAUGUCGAGUAUCUUAGAAGAUGCCUUACAAAAGCUCACAGGUUCUCCAUUUACCAAUCAGUAACAAUCCUAAGUGGUAUAGUCUGCCUUACAUGUUCUUCCUUUGGGCGUCCCACGCAGUGCAGCCCAUUCCCUGCCUUUGACGCGUUGGCAUGCGAUGUCCGUGUCAACGAUGGAUCCCUUUUCAUCAGCUCAAGCGCAACGCCAGAGCUGCCGUGGGAGCGCUGUAGCGUUCAUAACAACCGAAUCAGUCAGGGAACACUGCGCAAUACCCACGCCUGCGGAUGCCUAGUUGCUACGGAGGGCACGUGGCUGACACUGACUGUAGGCAACAAAGAUGCGCAAAGGCAGCGCAAAGGCGCUAAAAGCGCAGAAGCGGUGACGCCUAAGGAAAGAACCAUAACAGACCUUGCAUGCGGUACGACGUAAUUGGCAGUCGCAGUAGUGGUCAUUGUGUAUGACUAUCCUAGAUACGAUUUGAAAUUUUCACGUGGCAUUCAAGCGUAUUUCUUUAUGUUCUAGUGUAUGCCCUAGAAGGAUCCAAAUGGUGUAUAUUUUUUCCUUCUCAAUUCCGUUCCAUGAAUUUGCAUAUCUAUGAUUCUUAUGGGAAUAAAUUUGAAAGUGAUC
Cylicocyclus nassatus is the source of this 3063-nucleotide messenger RNA. NCBI's taxonomy places the organism in Eukaryota, Metazoa, Nematoda, Chromadorea, Rhabditida, Strongylidae. The record is from the annotation of a GenBank genome assembly.